CAUGGACUUCCCUCAAGUCAAUCUCAUCUCUUCCCUCCAUUGUAUUUAACCGUCUCUCUCCCUCCUUUCCCUCCAGCCUCUCUCUCUCUCUCCCUCUCUCUCUCUCAUGGGCAAUGCAGUUUCUCUCUCUUGCUUCCAACUUAACCCCAAGAACUCGAAUCCCUCGCCGGCGAAGCUAGUCUUCUGGGAAGGAACCACGCGAACCGUCGCCAGAGGAAAGCGGGUGGUGGCCGGAGAGAUCAUGUUCGAGUUCCCCGACUGCGUGGUCUGCCACGCUGACUCCUUCUACAUCGGCCGCCCCAUCCCCGCCCUCGCUCUGGGCGACGAGCUCAGCGGCGGCCACACCUACUUUGUUCUCCCCAUCGAGCGCGUCGCUGCAUGCGGCGCGCUCUCGGCGGCUUCCCUGGCCGCCCUGGGCUCAAGCCCCAAGGGCACUCCCAUCAAUUUCGGAGAGUGCCCAUUCGAGUACGUGAAGGGAGAUAACGGUAGGGUUUCGAUGAAGGUGUCGCCGGAGCUGAUAUCGAGACUGAUCAUUAGUAAUUGUAGUCAAGAGAAGAAGAGAAUGGAGGAAGAUGAGCAGAGUACUUUUCUAUGCAGCACGCCGGAGCUGCAGAAGCAUUACGAGCAGCUGGUGGGGUCGAAGGUGCAAGUGUGGUCUCCCAAAUUGGAGACCAUUUCUGAGUACAGGAUUAGGUUUUCGCCAUGCAGGUUCAUGGGGUUGGAGUGGAAGCAGAAAGAGCCGGAGGAUGUUUGAUUUUGUUCUUGCUUUUGGUUUUUUUGUUCUCAUAGAAGAUUAUUAUGAACACUGAUUUAACAAUAUUUAGCUAGCUAGGUGGAAUUCGUUUGUCAAUAUGUUGAUACGGUGUACAAAAUAUUAUAAUGGUUGUUGGUGAUAGGUUACCAAAACUUUAAA
Molecule: messenger RNA, 913 nt
Organism: Malania oleifera
Lineage: Eukaryota; Viridiplantae; Streptophyta; Magnoliopsida; Santalales; Ximeniaceae
Exons: 1
Coding region: 107-754 (215 amino acids)
Molecular function (GO): heme binding; electron transfer activity
Source: RefSeq, a predicted model, not a curated record